AAACCCACCAAACCCUCCCAUAGCGUGAGGGAUUGCUUCAACGCGGUAUAAAAACAAGACAAGCUAAUGCUGAGACUGAUUAAGUAACAUAUUUCACGUGACGGAGGAAAACGAUUAUACUUCAGCAAUCCAUCGUACAGUACUCUAGAUUCUAGUAUAUAAUCAGUCGCUUGUGGGCCAGAUCUUUAGUGGGGGAAAAAAAUAAAUGUCAGGAUGCAAAAUGAUCAACACAGCUGUAUUUUUGGUGUAUUAUUUGUUCGUCGAAAACGUCUUGGGACAAUGUGAUUCACCUCCUUCAAAGCCCAAUGUCCUCCUUAAAGCCGCCUAUGUAAAACAAUAUGAAUUCCCGAACGGAGCUAAAGUUGUGUACUCGUGUGAGCCUGGCUAUCAACGAACAGCUGGACGGCCUUGGAUUACCUGCCAUAAAACGGUGUGGUCAGAACUGACGCUGGAGUGUGAAGCCAAGUCCUGCGGCAGCCCAGGAGAGGUACUGAAUGGACACUUUGUGUAUGAGGGCACCCAGUUUGGAGAUAAGGCCAGUGUUGUUUGCCAUGAGGGGUACCAGGUGGCAGGCAGGGACUACAGAAUGUGUCUAGACAGGGGCUGGGAUGGACAAGUUCCUCUGUGUGAAGCUGUUAAGUGUCCAGACCCUCCAGAGAUUGUGGAUGGUGAAAUCAGGAACCAGCUUUCAGGAAAUGUGCAGUAUAACGCAGUUGUAAUCUACCAGUGUACAAAAGGUUUCUUGAUUGGAAGCAGGGAACUUGUUUGCACCUUGCAUGGGAACUACAGCAGCCCGCCGCCCCAGUGUAAAGAGAUUAGCUGCCUGAACCCAACACUGCCGAACGGCAGGAAGACGGCAGGAUUUGGCUCCGAUUAUAAAUACAAAGAUUUUGUUAGUUUUGCUUGCAAUGAGGGAUUUGAACUCCUCGGAGAAAACACUGUUACCUGUGAAGAAAAUAGUGAAUGGCACCCAAAAAUCCCAACAUGCAUUCCCCUUAAAAGGAUGUGUGACGCACCUCCUCCACCUACCAAAAAGACUGCUACAUUAAAGCCGGGGUACAUUGCAAAGUCGGAAUAUCGACCAGGUGAUCGUGUGUACUACGAUUGCAAACACGGAUUCAGAAAAGAUUUGUCUAAGCGGGACUAUAUCGAGUGUAGUAGAAAAGAUUUGACUUGGACCCCACUCAGAUUGCGCUGCAUACGUGUGUUGUGCAAGAGACCUCCAGAGAUUAAGAGAACAGACAAGAUCAGAGGACAUGUGGGAGACCUUGUGUUCUACAACUGUAGUCAAAAGCAACUGUCUAAAUACAUGCAGUGCGAAGACUCUGGGGAGUGGAGCAACCCUUCCGAGUGCAAUGUGUGGUGCAGAAAGCAUCCCCCUGCCGUCCUCAAUGCAAAGCCACAGAUGACAAAGAAGGUCUUCCACAAGGAGGACAGAGUGCACUACGAGUGUGAACCAGGGUACACGAGAGACAUCUCCACCCUGGCCUAUGUGACCUGCAGUCAGGAUUCCAGAUGGACCAGACCCACUCUGGUCUGCAGCCCUACAGGAUAAAUAAGUCAUUUACACAGAACUGAAAACUGGCAAUGUUGGUCUGCAGAAGGCUAAAGAACGAUUUUCUCCGAAUGGAUGAUUGAAGCUUCAAGAUUGCACAGAAAAAAAGCCUGUCCACUGUUUCUCUGCAUGGAAAUAUCAUGCAGGAAUAUGAGUCACAUGUUGUUUUAUAACCAUUCUAUUUUUUUAAGGCUUAAAUGCAUUUAUGGGAAAGAUGUAGAGAAAGAUACAAGUUUGACAGUUGUAUGCCUAUUUAUAUUUCCUUAUACAUUAAACAUUUCAUACUUGCUGCAUUUUUCCCUUGUAUCAAAUAAUGACAUUUAAUAUUAUUUCUCUAAACAUUCAUCCCUUUGUUCAUUUUAUAUGAUGUGGCCAAGGGUAAUUGACAAUCAUUCAUCCAUUUACCACUUGGCCACAUAACACACUUUUCAAUUCAUCAAUAAAACACAAUUAAACAAUUUAA
This is a messenger RNA of Polyodon spathula (Mississippi paddlefish), 2018 nucleotides long. Its product is annotated as membrane cofactor protein-like. The transcript is spliced from 10 exons. Bases 206 to 1555 code for a protein of 449 amino acids. The record is from RefSeq and is a predicted model, not a curated record. Lineage: Eukaryota; Metazoa; Chordata; Actinopteri; Acipenseriformes; Polyodontidae.